UGAAAUCAACAGUGGAUGACAGCCGCUCGUUGCGCCGCGCAGUAAAUAAACCAAGCUAAUUUCACCGAAAACAGGAAUAUCACUGGAUCAGCAUGUCAGAAAAACUCAUUUCCUACUCUGACAAGUACAACGAUGAAGAGUUCGAGUACAGGCAUGUCGUGCUUCCGAAGCAGCUGACUAAACUGGUGCCCUCCACCCACCUAAUGACAGAAGAGGAGUGGAGAGGACUGGGGGUCCAACAGAGCCAGGGCUGGAUUCACUACAUGAUCCACAAACCAGAGCCACACAUACUACUUUUCAGAAGGCCUCUCUCGAAGAAAUGAAUGGGAACC
Molecule: messenger RNA, 332 nt
Organism: Nematolebias whitei (Rio pearlfish)
Lineage: Eukaryota; Metazoa; Chordata; Actinopteri; Cyprinodontiformes; Rivulidae
Gene: cks2
Product: CDC28 protein kinase regulatory subunit 2
Exons: 3
Coding region: 93-323 (76 amino acids)
Biological process (GO): regulation of mitotic cell cycle
Cellular component (GO): SCF ubiquitin ligase complex; cyclin-dependent protein kinase holoenzyme complex
Molecular function (GO): histone binding; ubiquitin binding; cyclin-dependent protein serine/threonine kinase activator activity
Source: RefSeq, a predicted model, not a curated record